This is a messenger RNA of Sphaeroforma arctica JP610, 641 nucleotides long. RefSeq lists its product as hypothetical. Lineage: Eukaryota; Ichthyosporea; Ichthyophonida. The record is from RefSeq and is a predicted model, not a curated record. Bases 1 to 510 code for a protein of 169 amino acids. The transcript is spliced from 2 exons.
AUGGCCGAGGCGUCACUUGAGACCCAACGUGCCGCGGCUGCCCUUCCCCAGAGCGCAGAAGAGAAGAGCACGCUGCAAGACUACGCUGUAGUCUAUGACUACCUCUCACGCAUCCUAGUAGAUGACCAGGCAACCCUGGGUGUAGAUCCGGCGCAGCCUGUGAACCGCACCCCUAUGCUGGAGCGACGGCAAAUACUUAUCAUCAACAGUUUGGUGCAGGAUCUCUACGCACAGCUAGCCGCCGUAGACACAACAGCCGCCACAGCACGCAUAGCAACCAGUCCCGUUACGAAGUACCCCGCCACACCCACCGCACAACCAACACACCCGGACGAGCAGGCACCACAGAGAGAAGCACAGACAACACAAAUACUCGGUACAACACCCCAGCUGGGGCGUGCGAGGGCUGAGGAGUGCUUGGUAGGUACGCAAGCGUCUGGGACUCUUCGUAUCAAUCCGCUGGACAUCCCUGCGGGUUUGCUGACCCAGGCCAUCGCUGGUCCGGAUUAAAGUGCUGCGCAUGACUAUCGGAUUAUCGGAUUGGCGUUGAACGGUGUUGGUUUGGACAGGCGGUACAAAUGAGUGCCAACUAGCGAGUGAGAGAGACUUUGCGCUGGCGAUAUUAAAGUAUAACUGAACGG